Messenger RNA from Equus quagga, 2189 nucleotides. RefSeq names its product presenilin 2 (gene PSEN2). Gene Ontology annotation, cellular component: perinuclear region of cytoplasm; membrane raft; lysosomal membrane. Gene Ontology annotation, molecular function: aspartic endopeptidase activity, intramembrane cleaving. Bases 294 to 1640 code for a protein of 448 amino acids. The record is from RefSeq and is a predicted model, not a curated record. Lineage: Eukaryota; Metazoa; Chordata; Mammalia; Perissodactyla; Equidae. The transcript has 13 exons. Gene Ontology annotation, biological process: protein processing; amyloid-beta metabolic process; calcium ion transport.
GGCGGGGCCGGGGGCGGGCCUGGGGCGGGGUCUGCGCCGGCGCCGGGUCGGCCGGGCGCUCGGCCAGCCGCGUAAACACGGCCGCGGCGGAGCAGGCAUUGACGGCUGUGGGGAGACUCCCAGUGUCAAGCUUUUGAAGCUGAAAGAACCUGAAACAGAAGCUAGUUUCCACCCCAAAUUUUAUCCAUGAGGAAACUCAGCCCACAGAGCUGAAGUGCCUUUGUCCAAGUCGCCCAGGACAGAUUCCGAGAAGUAGCGUUUCAGGAUCAAAAGGUGCUUCCCACGGUGGGGCUAUGCUCACGUUCAUGGCCUCUGACAGUGAGGAAGAAGUGUGCGACGAGCGGACGUCCCUGAUGUCAGCCGAGAGCCCCACGCCGCGCUCCUGCCAGGAAGGCAGGCCGGGCCCGGAGGACGGAGAGAGUGCUGCCCCGUGGAGAGGCCAGGAUGGCGAGGAGGACCACGAGGAGGACCCUGACCACUACGUCUGCAGCGGGGUCCCUGGGCGGCCGCCGGGCCUGGAGGAGGAGCUGACCCUCAAGUACGGGGCAAAGCACGUGAUCAUGCUGUUUGUGCCCGUCACGCUGUGCAUGAUCGUGGUGGUGGCCACCAUCAAGUCCGUGCGUUUCUACACGGAGAAGAACGGACAGCUCAUCUACACGCCGUUCACAGAGGACACACCCUCGGUGGGCCAGCGCCUCCUCAACUCCGUGCUCAACACCCUCAUCAUGAUCAGCGUCAUUGUGGUCAUGACCAUCUUCCUGGUCCUGCUCUACAAGUACCGCUGCUACAAGUUCAUCCACGGCUGGCUCAUCAUGUCCUCUCUGAUGUUGCUGUUCCUCUUCAGCUAUAUCUACCUCGGGGAAGUGCUCAAGACCUACAACGUGGCCAUGGACUACCCCACGCUGUUCCUGACCGUCUGGAACUUCGGCGCGGUGGGCAUGGUGUGCAUCCACUGGAAGGGCCCCCUCGUGCUGCAGCAGGCCUACCUCAUCAUGAUCAGCGCGCUCAUGGCCCUGGUGUUCAUCAAGUACCUGCCGGAGUGGUCCGCCUGGGUCAUCCUGGGCGCCAUCUCUGUGUACGAUCUCGUGGCUGUGCUGUGCCCCAAAGGGCCACUGAGAAUGCUGGUGGAGACUGCCCAGGAGAGAAACGAGCCCAUAUUUCCUGCCCUGAUAUACUCAUCCGCCAUGGUGUGGACCGUGGGCAUGGCCAAGCUGGACCCCUCUUCCCAGGGAGCCCUUCAGCUCCCCUACGACCCCGAGAUGGAAGAAGACUCCUAUGACAGUUUUGGGGAGCCCUUGUACCCAGAAGUCUGUGAGCCCCCCCUGCCUGGCUACCCAGGGGAGGAGCUGGAGGAAGAGGAGGAAAGGGGCGUGAAGCUCGGCCUCGGGGACUUCAUCUUCUACAGCGUGCUGGUGGGCAAGGCGGCAGCCACGGGCAGCGGGGACUGGAACACCACACUGGCCUGCUUCGUGGCCAUCCUCAUCGGCCUGUGCCUGACCCUCCUGCUGCUCGCUGUGUUCAAGAAGGCGCUGCCCGCCCUGCCCAUCUCCAUCACGUUCGGGCUCGUCUUCUACUUCUCCACGGACAAUCUGGUGCGCCCCUUCAUGGACACCUUGGCCUUCCAUCAGCUCUACAUCUGAAGGGUGUGGGGCCCGCGGGCCGGAGGCUGAGGCGAUUGUGACUGGAUACCGUUGUCUAGUUUUACACUCUAGUGCCAUAUAUUUUUAAGACUUUUCUUUCCUUAAAAGACGAGGAAAAAUACCGUGUUGACUUCGUGAAGAGGAAGAUCCGGCUUUUUGGCGCUAGUUGUUUGUCACCUGACCGUGGCUCACCCCCUCGUGAGCACUCGCCUCACCAACGGGAGAUGCAGGAAGUGGGUCCAGAUGGACUGAGGCAGACGGAGGAGGCCGCCUCUUCACGCCGGUGGCCUGGAAUGUUCCAAGGGCCCAGACGAAGGACGGUGUGCGUAUGUUCGGGACCAGGAGUUCCUGCUCAGGACGACACUUGGCACCUGGUCACGCUGGCCGGAGAAGAAAGCCAGUUUUCUCCUCGAGGAGUGUUCCCAGUGCUUUGUCCACAGUGUUGUUGUUUUAUCACCUUUAGAAACCAAGUCUUGUUACAGCAUUUACUGCUGAGAAGUGGCUUAAUAUUAAUAUCAAUAAAUGGAUGAACCCCGUUGUCGUCUUGGA